GAGCCGCCACCGCCCGCCUGAUCCCCGAGGCUGCCGGCACCCAGACAAAGCGCGGGGCUGCCCGCCGCACCCGCCCGGCUGAGCCAUGGUGGAGCCGCCGUCCGAGCCUCCCCCGCAGCCCUGCCCGGAGCCCGGGGGGGGCGGUGGCGGCGGCAACGGCGGAGGAGAGUCUGCCCGGACCGGGGAGCAGUCGCCGAUGCUGCACCUGGACCUGUACAACUUCGACUGCGCGGCGGCGGAGGGCAGCCGGUACGUGCUGACCAGCCCGCGGUCGCUGGAGGCCUGUGCCCGCUGCGCCGUGCGGCCGGUGGAGCUGCUGCCGCGGGCGCUCGGGGAGCUGCUGCGGGAGGCUCCUGGGCGCUCCAUGCGAGUGGCCGCCGGCCUCUACGAGGCCUACGAGCGGGAGCGCCGCCGCAAGCUGCAGCAGUGCCGGGAGGAGCGGGAGAGGAUUAUCCGGGAGGAGAAGCGGCGGGUCCUGGCGCCCCUCGGCAGCCUGCCGCCCUCCCCCGCCUCCCGCGCCGCAACCCGUGCCGCCGCCGGCGGGCCCCGGCCCCAUGGCGGGGGGAAGGCUAAGACCAAAAGCCAUUCCCUGGACUCGCUGCAGAAGCGCCGUGAGGGCAGCUGGGGCAAGACCUCCUCCGAGUCGGGGGCUUCGUCCUCCUACAGUGGGGAGAGCCUGCGGGAGCACGGGGGUAAGGCAGGCGGCCGGGGCCGCGGGGCAGCCGGCGCUGCCAACGGCGCUCUGCUGGGGCGCAGCUUCAGCCUGGGCGACCUCAGCCACUCACCCCAGACCGCCCAGAGAGUGGAGAGGAUCGUCAGGGAGGUGAAGAGGAGGAAGGGCUUAUCAGAGGUGCCCGAGAGGGACAAGAAGAUCGCGGCGCUGAUGAUCGCCAAGCAUCAGGAGGCCAACCUCCUGCGGGAGCAGCGGCAGGCGGCACACCUGCAGUGGGACAGCCAGCGGCGCCUGGCCGAGCAACGAAAGGAGCGGGAGGAGAAGGAGAAGCAGCGGACCCUUCUGCAGGGCCAGCGGCUGUGGGAGAGCCAGGUGGAGAAGCGCCGGGGGAGGCUGAACCAGGAACAGGAGGAGGCCACCCUGCUGAAGCAGCGGCAGCGCCUGGUGUGUGAGGAGAGGUGGCGGGAGCAAGCGGAGAAGCAGGAGCGGCAGCGGAGGGAGAGGCUGGAGAAGGCCAUCCAAGAGGACAAGCAGAAGAAGCUCCAUCAAGAGCACAACCUGAAGGCGAAAGAGGAGGUAAGGAAGAAGCACCGGGAGCAAGAGGAGCAGCUUCUGCAAGAGAAGCUGUCCAGUGCUGCACAGAAGAGGCUGAAGAAAGAGGUGCAGCUGCAGAAGGAGAAGAAACUGCUCAACCAAGCAGAGAAGCUAAAGCAUGAGGCCUUGCUCAAAGAACUGGCUAGGCAAGAGGCAGAAGAGAAGGAAAUGCUGAAGGCCACCCUGGAGAUGAACUUAACCAAGGCUCAGGAGAACUAUGAGCAUCUUGUGGAGAAGAGGAACCAGGAGCUGAGGGAGAAGGCCAGGCGGGAGGACAUGCAGAUUCAGAGAGCCAAACUGGCAGCAGAGAAGAAAGAGAGGGAGCAGAAGGAGCACUUGGAGGCCCUGGCUAGAGAGACAGAGAGAAAGCUCCAGCAUGCUGCCCAGGUGGCCGAAGAGGUCGUCCAAGAAAAAGCCCGCAAGGUGGUCUUGAGCCGUCUGGAGAAGGAGAAAGUGCAGAAGAUGAACAAGCAAAAGGUGGAACAGUACGAGGAUUUACGGCGCAGGGAGAUCCUCCUCUCUAUAGAGAAGAAGCUGGAGAGGAGUGAGCAGAUCUUCAAGGAGAAGAAGACUGUCUUAGAAAAUGCCAGGUCUGUUGCUCGGGCAUCCUUCCAUGUUCGGGAGAAGGUACGGGAGGAGACGAACGUGCGCACCUUUGACAAGAUGGCCUUGGAAGCAGAACUGCAUGCCCACCUGAAUAAGAAAUGAAAGGUCUUGUCAUGGUUGACUAGGGAAAUGUCAUUGGUUGUCAAUCAUAAAGCAUCAGAAGGCUCUACGUUAUUUAGCAUUAAAAAAAACAACAACAAACAACUACCCUAAUUUCUUAUGAGGGAGUAGGGUACCGCACAAAAAUGUGGCAGCUAUUUCACAUAACUUUUUAAAAUAUGUUUUUGUUCUGGGUGUGUUUUAAGGACUGACCUCAGUCAUCUUUAUAGAGGGCAAGCGAGGGGUUUUUUUCGUCCUCCACCCCACAAGCACAUGCAUUUUCUCAGAGAGAGCUGCAGAAGUCUGCUUGAAGCCUGUGAGUUACUGAUUGUCUGUCUACACUGGAGCAGAUUACAGCUAUACCCUUUUCCAUUGGAAAUGCAGACAGCAGAGACUCUGAUUACUGGAGCCUACUGAACCAAAACCACCCCAGCUGAUUCUGGCUUGAGUGACAAGCAUCAUGGUUUAAGUUACAGGAAUCCAUUUUCAAUGCUCCUGCACUCCCACACCAGUGGUGAGGAGGGCUGCAAUACAGAAUGCCACACAGCCCUGCAUGUCCUGCACCCACUGCUGGUACCGAGCAAGAGAAGGUACAGAUCAAGACUUCAUAACACCAUGUGAGUAGACAUUAUGAUAUGAGCUAGGGCAGAAGCUGUUAGAAAGGCUCACAUACACAAUUUCACUUUUGCUGUUUGCCACUGUUAACCCUCCCAGGUAUCCUCAUCUCUUCUCCUUUCCAAGUUUCCCUUACACAUGUCUACAAUUUCUUCUUUUCUUUUGGAGGAGAGGGAGAAGAGGAGAAGUUUGUGGGCAGUCUGACAGGCACCCUCACAACGCACUUGUUCAUUAAGAUAUAAAAAUGAAUGAACCAGUUGAAGCUGGCCUUUGUGGCAAAUGUAGAUCAUUUGUAAAUGGAAAUGUGCAAACAAAUUGCAUGGAGAAAUUGCCAUCUUCUGGAAUUCUCAGAACUCGAGGAGAGACCCUCAGCAACCUUAUCCAGCUUGGCCUGCCUUGAGCAGGAGGUUGGACCAGGUAUCCUCCGGAGGUCCCUUCCCAACGUAAUGAUUCUAAGAGCUGCAUCAAGUGAGAUGUUUGCCCAUCUCUUAUCAUCGUCUACAGAGCAGGGCAGCAUUUAUCUGUCCACUGGUGCUAACAGCUUUAUAUAGGGAACAAGGAAGAGUAGAUGCACAAAAUAAGGUACAUUACAGAUUGUCUGGGGUGAGGAUCACAGCUUUUUUAUUACUCUAAAUCAAUACUGUUUAGAGGGAACCAAGUCCUUCUGCCAUUAGCAGACUUGAAAUGUGAGAAGUUUACUUAUGCCCCAGGUGCAGCAUCCAUGUGAGACAUUGUUCUGCUCCAGAUUUCCACCUUUGCUCUCUGGGUUUCAGUUUGCAUCCAAACCAAGCACUUAGCUGUUUAUUGGUUGUUUUUUUUUUCUGGCUCUGGGCAGUGCCAGCUCUCUGUUCUGCCAUCCGUGACACCAUGUUGGGUUGUUGUGGUGAUAGCAUCAGACCUGGAGCAUGGGGGAGAAGCAGGAAGAACAGUCUCUAUCUUCUUUUCUUGUGGAUGUCUCUGACAUACAACACAGUAGAAGAGAAAACCAGAAGAUUAACAUGUGGCACAGACAUGCAGUCCUGCAUGCAUAGUUUGCUUACCAGAAUUUCCCAAGGCCAGAAACCUCUUUGAAGACUUUAAAGAAGGUGCUAAAUGGAAUGCAACAACAACAGUAGACCAAGUGUACCCUGGUCCCUGCAAGGCUGCAGGCAUUAUACAAACAGCGUUGAAAAUAAAGCAAGAAGGGACUUUGAUUUUUGUGGAACUUGAUCUUUUUUAAAAUUACAGUUGGUGCCGUUAAGAGCAGAUGGCAUGAAAGUAGGAAUUAGGGCACUUGAGUGAUAUUUGCUCCAUCAGUCAUUGGUUCACUGUGUAAUUCCAGGCGAGUCCUCAGAGGCUGGGAUUGCUCCUCUUGAUAUAAAAGGAAGCAGAGUCAGGCUCUCGGAAUUGCUGGGACUUGCAGGAAAUAUUAACACGUGGCAAAAUGCUUCAAAGACUGGACAAAUCAUGCUAACAAAGCACAAAGUACUAUUUAAUUUUUAUAUUAUUUAUUUAUUUAUUUAUUUGAGUGGCCACUAGAGUAAAACAGUGGUUGGUGAAAAGCACUAAUUAAUGGCAAAAUCUAAAAGUAGGAAUGGGAAGGACAGCCUCAUUACUGUUUCCAGCUGGGCGUCUGUCCCUUCACCCUCGUCCUCAAAACAGCAAUCAGUCUGAACAGUGGAACUAAUCCUGCUGUAACACCCAACCAGGUCCUUGAUCAGAACCAGUUAUCUUCAUGCAUUGUUUGUACUGCAGUGGUCCCUGUGUGCCCUUGUAGCUGCAAAGACUUGAAAAACAGAUGCCCAGUGGCUGAGAUCCAACCUGCAAGAAAUUCCCCUUGCUCCCUGGCAGCUCAAGAGUUGGGAUAGAACCUGCAGUUACUCCAGCAGAGCCAACAUUUGAUCUUGUUUGUAACCCUUAGGACGGCAGAGAAAGCCUGCAAGCAUGGAUGUGACAUUGCACUGUGGCUGAAGUUAACUGCUUGAUUCAUUUAGCGGGGGGCAGAUGAGGAGAGCUGGAAAAUGGCAAAAAGAAGGCAAAAUAUUGGGGAUGAAUGUGAAAACGUAAUCUCUAACUGGAACAGUUUUUCCUUGAAAGUCUACUGCAAUCUACUUGAAGGCUUUGUCAAAACCUCCCUCUGACAGGGCAUUUCCAAUGUAGACUGAGAACAUUUUACAGCCCAGCAGUUGUGUCUUGGACACUGGCUGUAAUUACACUUGGGGUCCAUCUCCUGCUGACUGAGGUUGACGCCUUGGGGCUUCAGCCAAACUAAUCAACACACUUAGAUGAUGGUAACUGUAUUGGCAAACUACUGUUCCUGUACCAUGAAGUGUGCAGCUCAAGUUUUGAAUGUGCAUUCUAAGAAAAAAAAUAUUUUUUUUUCAAAGGA
Molecule: messenger RNA, 4955 nt
Organism: Calypte anna (Anna's hummingbird)
Lineage: Eukaryota; Metazoa; Chordata; Aves; Apodiformes; Trochilidae
Gene: CCDC177
Product: coiled-coil domain containing 177
Source: RefSeq, a predicted model, not a curated record